CCGCAACCAGUAGUGGGCGGCAAUAUACCAUUUCCGGUGUUGUCCGCCGUAAAACACCACCACCGAAGAAGAAUAUUAAGGUCAGAUUGAUGCAAGAAGUGAAGAUGCCGACUGCCUACGAGAGGUUCAAUUUGCACACCAGCCCAGAGAAGUUCUACAUUGAGGCCUGUGAUGAUGGGGUGGAUGCAGUUCUGGCCAUCGACAGGGUUUCCAAUGAGAUGACCCUGACUGGGAAAAAGGAUGUUCCGUCAUCAGCCAACACCAGGCCCAUCUGUGGCAUCAUGGGAACUGUCCGCCUGGUGGCAGGGAUGUACCUGAUUGUCAUCACCAAGAAGAGGAAUGUGGGCAGCCUCUUGGGUCACGCUGUGUGGAAGGCAGUGGAUUUUGAUGUCAUAUCCUACAAAAAGACUGUGCUUCACCUCACUGAGAACCAGAUGCAAGACAACAAGACAUUCCUGUCCAUGAUUAACAACGUGCUGACUACAGAUGGAUUCUACUUCUGCACUGACUAUGACCUGACCCACACCCUCCAGAGACUGGCUGACGUCAGCCACGACUUCCAGGAGAUGAGCCUGCUGGAGAGGGCAGAUCAGAGGUUUGUGUGGAAUGGAAGCCUCCUGAGAGAGUUCCAUGCCCAGCCGGAGCUCCACAAGUUUGCGAUCCCCGUUGUCCAUGGCUUCAUCGUGAUGAAACCGUGCCGUGUCAACGGGAAGAUCUUUGAAUGGAUCCUCAUCUCCAGGAGGAGCUGCUUCAGGGCUGGGGUCAGGUACUACGUCAGAGGUAUCGAUUCUGAGGGCCACGCUGCUAACUUUGUGGAGACUGAGCAAAUAGUCCUGUACAAUGGAGGAAGGGCUUCAUUCGUACAGACACGAGGCUCCAUGCCCUUCUUCUGGUCUCAGAGACCCAACCUGAAAUACAAGCCCAAACCACUGAUCAGCAAGAACACUAAUCACAUGGAUGGUUUCCAGAGGCAUUUUGACUCCCAGGUCCUCAUCUAUGGAAAGCAAACCAUUCUGAACCUGAUCAACCAGAAGGGUUCAGAGAAGCCACUGGAGCAAGCCUUUGCCAAGAUGGUGUCUGGCAUGGAGAACGGCAUGAUCAAGUACGUAGCAUUUGACUUCCACAAGGAGUGCAGUGGCAUGAGAUGGGAUCGUCUGAAUAUCCUGGUGGACAAUGUGGCUGAGACGCAAGAUGAAUACAGCUACUUCAUGGUCGACACAGCGGGGAAGGUGUUGUCCCAGCAGAAGGGGACGUUCCGCAGUAACUGCAUGGACUGUCUGGACCGUACCAAUGUCAUCCAGAGCAUGCUGGCCCGCCGUUCCAUACAGUCCCAGCUUCAGAGGAUGGGUGUCCUGCAUGUGGCCCAGCGGAUUGAGGAACAGGCCGAUUUUGAGAAGAUCUACAAGAAUGCUUGGGCUGACAAUGCCAACGCAUGCGCCAAGCAGUACGCCGGUACCGGAGCCCUAAAGACUGACUUCACAAGGACAGGGAAGAGGACCCAGAUGGGUCUGGUGAUGGACGGCGUGAACUCUGCCAUCCGUUACUACAAGAAUAACUUCUCUGACGGGUUCAGACAAGAUUCCAUUGAUUUGUUCCUUGGAAACUAUGCUGUUGAUGAAACGGACGGCCCCACUCCACUCCGUAUCCAGAAGGACUGGAAGUUCCUCACGCUGCCCAUCAUCAUGGUGGUCGCGUUCUCCAUGUGUAUCAUCUGUCUCCUCAUGGCUGGUGACACGUGGACUGAGACCCUGGCCUAUGUGUUGUUCUGGGGCACUGCUGCCACUGUCACCGCUGCUGUCAUCGUCUUCAACGGCCGGGACUUUGUGGACGCCCCCAAACUGGUGCAGAAAGAGAAGAUGGACUGAACCUGUGUGUGUGUGGAAAGCAGCUCGGCUCAGCAGACUCCUAUACCUCUUCAUUCAACUCUUCUUCUUCCUCCCGGCUGCUCGAGGCUCGGACUCUGCACAUAACUGCUCUCUACGCUGUCGUCCUAGGGGCGGGCAUACCAAAUGGCACCCUAUUCACUAUAUAGGGCACUUUAAUGGGGUGCCAUUUGGGAGGUAGCCUUGUAGUUUCUAUUGGGGCUUCUAUUCUAACCUUGAACUCCUGUUUAUCAGGCAGCAAACCCGUUGAGCUGAACUGUAGUCUCCUAUCAGACACUCUCACCUCCUUCACUUUCCAGGCCAUCAUCCUAUUCCACAUUCCUUAGAUCAUGGUGUCGCAUUUAUUUUGUUGUCUGGUGUUGGAGAGGGUUGGUGGUUGGCGUAGUCGGCCAACCGUGGUGACGGUUUAACCAACUUAAGGCACACGGGGUUAUUAGAGUUCUCGUAAAACACGUCAUAACUUCAAUGAAUUGCAGGAGAAUUCUUCAUUUUCCACGAAGGCAACUUAAAAACAAGAGAAUAUUCAUGUUAUACAUUAAUGAAUGGUUUCUUUGGUUGAAUGUUUCUGUUUACUGUCAUUUUAAAAUGCAAUUAUGCAUUUUAAACUAUAGAAAUCCACAGAGAAACGGUUGGCAUUUUCACAGGCACUAGAAUGACUGGGGUACAUUGUUCAGAAAGUUUUGGUUGUCCUAUUGAACAUGAUAAGCCUUACUAAACUCAUUUUAAAAAGCGCUAUACAACUAAACUAGCUAGUUAUCCUAGAGAAGAAUGACGUGGGGGAGAAUGUCUUCCUACUAUGAACAUAAUCAUGUAUAGUAUUUAUGAUUCUAUAUUUAUAAGUAAGGGUUUUGUGCUUGUCUUACCAUCUUAUUGUUGCAUUUUGGGUGAACAUCUAACAAGUUGCACAUAGUAUUUGAUAUGAGAGGUGUGAAAUCUUUCAAUGUUCAUUCAUUGUUUGGUUGUAGUGGUCAUUAUACCAGUGUUCUCCAACCCUGUUCCCGGAGAGCUACAGUCCUGUAAGUUCAUUCCAACCCUUACCUAGCUCACCUGAUUCUAAUAAUUAGCUGGUUGAUGAGCUGAAUCAGGUUCGUUACAACUGGGGUUGGAGCAAAAACCUGCAGGAGGGUAGCUCUCCAGGAACAGGGUUGGAGAGCCCUGCGCUAAUACCGUAGUUGUCAUGUGGUGGCCAUUUUCCAGCUGUUUAUAAUAACCUUGUCUUGUCAGUGUGUUCUAGUUGACGUCUCACACGUUGGGAAGUGUUAUGGUCUUGCUGAGGGUUUCCCCUAGCACUACUAAAACCCUCAGUGGAUUGAGUUUGAAACUCCUGCUCUAGAUCAGUGUUUUCCAAACCUGGUCCUCCAGUACCCCCAACAGUAACCUGGUCCUUCUGUAGCUCAGUUGGUAGAACAUGGCGCUUGUAACGCCAGGGUAGUGGGUUCGCUUCCCGGGACCACCCAUGCGUAGAAUGUAUGCACACAUGACUGUAAGUCGCUUUGGAUAAAAGCGUCUGCUAAAUGGCAUAUAUAUAACACUAUUGAAACCCUUUACAAGCACACUUGAUUCAACUAAUCGUCAAGCCCAUCAAUGAGUUGAACGAGGUGUGUUUGUAGCCCUUGACAAUUAAACUCUACUGUUGGUGGACCAGGGUUGGAAAACAUUUUUUUUUAGAUGCUGCCUUAACAAGCUCGCCCCUCAAUGGAUGACUGGGUGGACUUAAGAGAAUCAUUCCUUGUUCUCAUGAAUAUGAUUGCGUAUGAUUAAUGGUUUUCAGGGUGUUUCCAGAUGUACUGUAUUCAUUAGAGAUUGUAUUGUAGACUGUUUAUGUUGCUAUGCCUUUCUGUGCCUGCUUUCCAGCUUGGAUUUCGAUCUUGCAUUCAUAAUACAGAAGUAGUUGUCAUGGUGUAAAUAUUCUAGAACAUAAUUGCAAUUCCAUUGCUCAUUUAGAAUGUGUAUAUUGUAAUCUGCCAGUGACUUACUACAAGCAGUUUUAGAUCUUUAGCUAAGUUAAUCAUGUUGAUAUGCUAGAACUGUUUUAUUCAAGCUGGGCAGUGGUAACACCAGAGGGGAGGACCAACUCUAGCUUGUCUACUGUGCUACCGUUGUGUUUCCAUGAACAUAUCCUUGUAAUUAUAUAUACUGUAUAUUUUUACAUUAAGAUUGUAUGCUGAGCACUUAGUUGUAGAUACUAAAUGUGAAGAUCAAGCAGUGACUCUUUGUUUUUCUGGAUGAGACUUUAGAAGAGGUGUUUCCUGGUCUUUCGUGUGAGUCAACAAGAGCAUUUUUUUGAAGGUGUAUGAUUUUUGCCUGGUGAAUAUUUCUGUUUUUAUAUGGGGAUUGGAAACUAUCUUGGGCUUAUGUUUUGAAUGUCUUUAUUUUGGAAUAUGGUUGUUGUAAUUCAUGAUGUGGUAGUGGAUAAUAUAUAUAUUUUUUUCUUUUCUCUU
Molecule: messenger RNA, 4324 nt
Organism: Oncorhynchus gorbuscha (pink salmon)
Lineage: Eukaryota; Metazoa; Chordata; Actinopteri; Salmoniformes; Salmonidae
Product: phosphatidylinositol-3-phosphatase SAC1-A-like
Exons: 20
Coding region: 90-1865 (591 amino acids)
Biological process (GO): phosphatidylinositol dephosphorylation
Cellular component (GO): endoplasmic reticulum
Molecular function (GO): phosphatidylinositol-4-phosphate phosphatase activity
Source: RefSeq, a predicted model, not a curated record